AUGGCUGCCAUCACCGAACCGCCUACCACAGGCCUGCUCAACCUAGAGAAAGAACUUGUCUGUUUCAUUUGCACCGAAAUCCUCUACCAACCUCUUACCUUGCUUGAUUGCUUACAUACCUUUUGUGGCUCUUGUCUGAAAGAAUGGUUUUCUCAUCAGCAUCGCAAAGCCGGUCAUUCACAUUCCUCCUCCGUAAACCCAUAUACCUGCCCAACGUGUCGGGCUCCUGUCAAAGAUGCUCAGCACAAUGCGAUGAUCAAUACCCUCUUGGAAAUGUUUCUGACCGCCAAUCCGACAAAGGACAGGUCAGCAGAAGAGAAGGCCGAGAUGGCACAGGUCUAUAAGCCGGGCGACGAAAUAUUAUAUCGGAGAAGAGACCGAAGAAGGCGUGAAGAAGAGGAUGCCGCAACGAGGGAACGGCGAUCUACAACUGAUGGUCAAUCCGAGAGGAGCAGACGGGAACAACAAUUACAUCCGGCUUCGGCAGAGAGGAGGCACACGACUCGACCAUCCAGUGGCCGUAGUAGAAGUCGUGAGCGCAGAGAAAGAUCAGAACGGCCGAGGGAGUCAGACCGUCGAGAAAGGCGAGAGCAACAACCGAGCGGAGAUGGUGUCGUCCCCCCUCGUUCUCGAACUGCAGGCUCUUCAAGUUCCGCGGAUCUCUCACCCGUGUCCCCUCCGCCAAGUUCCCCAAGACACCCCGACGCCGUGGAAGCACGUCAAAGGGGAGCACGAACAGUUGCUCACCAAGCCAGUUUACGGUCUCUGGUCAGCGCCUCAGAGAGUGGAACUGGCACAGGAGAUAGUCUGAAUGAGGCCCAACUGAUGCAAGAAAUUCUAGCUGAAGGUCUUCUCGAUGGCAUCAACGUUGACGAGCUAACGGAACAAGAACAAGAUGAGCUCAGUGAGAUGAUCGCCGAACGAUAUAGACAGUUACACCCAGAACGUGUACGACGAGCCGUGUCAGAUGAGACCAGGCAUGGCAAUCCAGCGGAUACUACGAGGCAGCCGGAGGUCCAAGUCGAAGAGGCAGAUCGUCGCCUCCGUCAAUCCUCAAGAAAUGGUCAACGACAACAGACACAACCCAGUCCGAGAUCAACUCAUAGUGAGAUCAUUGGAGGAACGGAAACACGACCUCCAACAUCAUUUCCGCAGUCAGCGGCGGAGCAAACGUUGACCCCUCCACACACAACCACGCAUCGACGACGCGCGUCGAACGAAAGUGGAAGAAGUGAUUCUUCGACGACGAGGACUAGACGGCUCUCACAAUCUAGUGGAUCGCGGAACGCCGCAACUAGAUCAGCAAUUGAACUUUCCGAAAGAACUCAGUCUGUUCCAAAUCCGUCGGAUCGCCCCCGACAGCUUUCAAAUACAAACAGAUCAAAUACCGAGCCAAGGAACUCUCCUCGGGCCUCAGAGUUGUGGCAAGCGGCAGGACGUCAAAUUGCUAGCCUGCCACAACUUGAUUCUCCGAACAUAGAGUCUCCGAGAUUAGAUCCUGCUCGUCCUGUGCUGCCCAAUGUGAAUCCUACACCCGUUCCGACAGUUACCUCGACAUCGGAUCCUGCCGCCUCUGCCCCGGAACCAACAACGUCAUCGGAAACGGCUCUUGCGACGAGAUUCGAAGAACCUUCAAUCCAGUGUGCUCGCUGUUCUCGACCGAACAUUCAAUAUGAGGUUUACAAGCAUUGUGCUCCUUGCAAGUUCGAUCUCUGCUUGCGAUGCUAUAGGGUCGGAAGAGGAUGCAACCAUUGGUUCGGUUUUGGUCAUGCGGCAUUGUUCAGGUUCAAUUCCUCACGUCCCGUGAAUCGAGGCAACCAGGCGAUUGAGUUGCCUCAUUUAUUGGUUGGCCGCCGGUAUAAGAAACCUCCGACCGGAACGACUCUUGACAGCAGAGCUCAGGUUGUGACUACAACAUCUGAUCCUACGUCGAGAUUACAAGAAGGAAACUUUUGUGAUCGAUGUGGCGGUUUCGCGAAUGAAUGCUUUUGGUCGUGCGACUACUGCAAUGACGGCGAGUGGGGAUUUUGCAACAAUUGUGUUAACAUCAAUCACUGUUGCAGUCAUCCCCUGUUGCCGGUUGCCCAUAAAUCUUAUGACCCCAAAUCUACGAGUUCACAGCAGGCAGGAGCAGCUACCAACACGGGGCCCGCAACACUCAGUCCUUACAGUGGGACUGGCCGUGCACCGUCUCCUGCUCAGAGUGCUCCCUCGAGUGCAACAUCUGCAAACGGAACUUCUCCUGGCCUUCGAGCUGACUUUGUUCCAUUGGUCAUUACCACGAAUUGCGAUAUCUGCGCUCGACCAAUUUCACCAGAGGAAACUCGGUAUCAUUGUCCUGGACAUUCGACUCCAUCCCCUGAGAGCCCGGAUCAAAAAGGUGACUUCGACAUCUGUAGCAGCUGCUACCUCAGCUUUUUCAAGACGGGUCGAAUGAAACGUGAAGACGGUCCAGAUGGGUGGCGUUUAUGUCUAAAUGGACACCGUAUGAUCGCCGUCACAUUUGAAACGGAUGGAGAUGGUGGUCAGCGGAGAGUGAUCACUCGUGAAUUGGUUGGCGGUGCCAAAAUGACUGAAGCGGAUAUGGCAGCGUGGAAGCUUGCCAAUUCUCAAUUGAACAGUACUCAACAUGUCGAUACAGCAUCAUCCCUUGCCAGCCAAGGUCAAUGGAGCUGGAAAGAAGAUGCAUCGGGGGCGAGACGAGUGACUAGAGCUCGAACCGCCACUCUUCCUCACUCAAGCUCUAAUGCUACAAGAUUCCCGCCCGAUGGCGGAGCAGGCAAGAAUUGUCGUGCACUUUGGAGCUAUUAUCCUGAAGAAGGGGACGAGGGAAAAGGAGAGUUAAUGUUUCCCAAACACGCAGAGGUGUGUGAGGUCGAAGAAAUCAAUGAAGAUUGGUGGUUCGGUGUCUAUGCAGGAGACACGGGCGUUUUCCCUUCCGUCUAUGUCAGGGAGAGGGCAUAG
Messenger RNA from Rhinocladiella mackenziei CBS 650.93, 2964 nucleotides. RefSeq lists its product as uncharacterized. NCBI's taxonomy places the organism in Eukaryota, Fungi, Ascomycota, Eurotiomycetes, Chaetothyriales, Herpotrichiellaceae. The transcript has a single exon. Gene Ontology annotation, cellular component: nucleus. Gene Ontology annotation, biological process: protein ubiquitination; mitotic cell cycle checkpoint signaling; ubiquitin-dependent protein catabolic process. The record is from RefSeq and is a predicted model, not a curated record. The coding region runs from base 1 to 2964 and encodes 987 amino acids. Gene Ontology annotation, molecular function: metal ion binding; ubiquitin-protein transferase activity; protein binding.